This is a messenger RNA of Anoplopoma fimbria (sablefish), 7008 nucleotides long. Its product is annotated as glycogen synthase kinase-3 beta-like. Gene Ontology annotation, cellular component: nucleus; axon; cytosol. The record is from RefSeq and is a predicted model, not a curated record. The coding region runs from base 191 to 1507 and encodes 438 amino acids. Gene Ontology annotation, molecular function: protein serine/threonine kinase activity; ATP binding. Lineage: Eukaryota; Metazoa; Chordata; Actinopteri; Perciformes; Anoplopomatidae. The transcript has 11 exons. Gene Ontology annotation, biological process: negative regulation of canonical Wnt signaling pathway; extrinsic apoptotic signaling pathway in absence of ligand; insulin receptor signaling pathway.
CCCAGGUGGCAUUGCGAGCGGUCUGUUUCUAGGUGUCUAGCAACAGCUAUCAGCCCAGACAGCCGGCGGCAACGGGAGCGGUAUUUCUCGGUGUGUCUUUCCACGAUUAUUCGCUGCCGAGGGUAUUCAUAAUUAAUAGUCAAUUGGCUGAAAAUAGUGAAAAAAACAACCCUGACCCCUGCACAGAGAUAUGAGCGGCAGCGGGCGGCCCAGGACCAGCUCGUUUGCUGAGCCGCCAGGUGUUCCAGGAACCGCCGCCGCGUCCACCGGAUCAGCCGCUGCCGUGGGGAGCAGCACAGGAAAGUCCGGGGUCCCGCAGGCCUCCGGCAGCAGCUCGUCGGGAUGCUCGAACCUUAAGCUUGCCAGAGACAGCGGGAAGGUGACGACCGUCGUGGCCACACCGGGUCAGGGACCGGACCGCCCACAGGAAGUCUCUUACACUGACAUCAAGGUGAUUGGCAAUGGGUCGUUUGGUGUGGUGUACCAAGCUCGCCUCAUCGACAGCCAAGAGAUGGUGGCCAUUAAGAAGGUUCUGCAGGAUAAGAGGUUCAAGAAUCGGGAACUACAGAUCAUGAGGAAGCUGGACCACUGCAACAUCGUCAGGCUACGUUACUUCUUCUACUCCAGUGGAGAGAAGAAGGAUGAGGUGUAUCUCAACCUGGUGCUAGACUUUGUCCCUGAGACGGUCUACAGGGUUGCCAGGCAUUUUAACAAGGCCAAGAGCAUCAUUCCUAUCAUAUAUGUGAAGGUGUACAUGUACCAGUUGUUUCGUAGUCUGGCUUACAUCCAUUCCCAGGGCGUUUGUCACAGAGACAUCAAGCCCCAAAACCUGCUUGUCGACCCAGAAACUGCCAUCCUCAAGCUGUGUGACUUUGGCAGCGCCAAGCAGCUGAUCCGCGGAGAGCCCAACGUGUCGUAUAUCUGCUCUCGGUAUUAUCGCGCCCCGGAGCUAAUUUUCGGUGCCACGGACUACACGGCAAACAUAGACAUCUGGUCAGCAGGCUGCGUACUGGCCGAGCUGCUGCUCGGACAACCCAUAUUCCCCGGUGACAGCGGGGUGGACCAGCUUGUUGAGAUCAUCAAGGUGCUAGGAACCCCAACAAGGGAACAAAUCCGAGAGAUGAACCCAAACUAUACCGAAUUCAAGUUUCCUCAGAUCAAAGCUCAUCCAUGGACCAAGGUGUUUAAACCUCGCACCCCUCCGGAGGCCAUCGCCCUUUGCUCCCGGCUGCUGGAGUACACGCCGGCCUCGCGGUUCUCCCCUCUAGAGGCCUGUUCGCACGCCUUCUUCGACGAGCUGCGCCAGCCGAACACACGACUGCCAAGCGGCAGAGAACUGCCGAUGCUCUUCAACUUCAGCACCACAGAGCUGUCCAUCCAGCCCCAGCUGAACUCAACCCUCAUUCCUCCUCACGCUCGCUCUCACACAGCUGCUUCCGCCCACGAUGGUACCGGUUCCGAUUCAUCUCAACACAGUUCAGUACCAGGAUCUCUUAACAGCAUCUGAAGCAGCUUCUCACCUGCCUGCCUGCGAGCCUCAACCUUAUCCUAGCACACACACACACACACACACACACACACACACACACACACACACACACACACACACACACACACACACACACACACACACACACACACUCUCCUGCUUUCCUCCAUGCUGCUUGCUCUCCUCUUAGAUGAUCUGUUUUUGUACAGUAAAUGCUUUGAACAAACAAACAUUAGCUCAUUAGCUGUCAGAGUCAAAACUAUGGCAGGUGAUUGUUAAACACACAUACACACACACACACACACACACACACACACACACACACACACACACACACAGAGUUGUCUCGCUGCUGCUCAGGUGGUCUGUGAAGGUUCAAUAGUGGGGGCUGGUCCUCUGUAAAAUAACCUUUUUUUUCUUUAAGUCAAGAUUUUUUUUCUUCUUUAUAUUUGUGUUUAAUUUAUAUGACUAACAGAAAGCAUCAUGUGGUCGAAAAACAUUUUGUCGCCAGAGUUUUAUUUUUAUUUUUUCCCACCUAAGAUAAUUUUUUUAUAUUCUUAAGUGUUCUUUUGCUUCUGAACUGUACACUGCCUGACCGAGAUCAGAAGUAGCCCCACAUAGGUCAUCAGGGUAAAGGAUGUUUUAUUCAACUCAGGGCGGGAGAGCGGAUGCAGGAGAUGAUAAAUUCCUUAAUCCUCCAGCCACAUUAUAUUUUAACCAAUCCAGCCUGAUGUCAAGGUUUAAAUUAAACCUCCACGUCUUGAUAAUUCACACGCUUAAGUGGCCGGUAGAGUAGAAAACCUCAUCAGUAGCAGUUAUCAGUGUUUGGUCAGAGAUGUAUUGCUCCUUACGUGUUUCGGGGUUCGGUGACUCUGUUACUUUAUACAGACCGGACUGGAAAUCACCAGUUUCCUGUCCUUGUAGUUGUGGUAAAAAUAUAGGUGGGAUCAAUCAUGGAUUUUAAACUCCUUUUCAGCUUUUAUCAGUGAUUUUUGUUAGACUCAUUACCACAAUUGGAAGGGCAGAGGUGUUCAUUUGUGUGGGCACCCAGAGGAAUAUCCCUCAGCUCCUGCUUUUCUUCUUCGCCUCAAAAAUUAGUUUAGAAAUGUAAAUGUCGGUUUGUGAAGAAAGUGCAAAUGUGGGGCUCAGCUAAAAAAAACGAUCUAGAAAACAAGCCUUUUUAAAAUGGAGCAAGCAAAUCCAAAUCGUAGAAGUGUAAAUAUUAGUACAUCACUGGACGCUGCUCAGUGCGCUGCUUGCUCUCUGUCCUGCCAGCUAGUUAGUUGUGUUCACUUGACAAUUAGACAAAAAAACAGCAGUGCUGUGGAAGCCGCUGUCCUAGAUCAUCACAGCAUUAGAAACGUAAACGGAUAUGAAGCUUGUCUAAGAAACUAAAGUUUCUGUAACGUCCCUUUUAACCAGAAUGAAGAAAAAAAGAAAUCUGACAGCCUUCAUUGGUUUCACUGGUGCUACUAUAGUAGAAAUGAGUGAGUGUACAUUACUGUGGGGGAAGCGGCUGUUUUAGACGUGUCUUCAAAGGUGUGUUCCACUAAAAUGAGCUUUAAAAACAAUUAAAUUUCAAUCAAACAAAAACACGCAUGUAGUUUUUAUUUCAAGCUUUAAAAACAGAACUAUCGUUCAUUGUAGUCAUGAUUUGGUUUAUGAAAAGGAUUGCCGUAAUAAACUGCUGCUGCUUUGAAAAUUGUGAAAUUGUUUUAAGAUAAAUUAUGCAUUUAAAGCCAUGGAAAGUAUUGAAAUGUAGUAAAUAUGGUUACUUAAAGGGUAACUUUGGUAUUUCUCAACCUGGCCACUAUUUCAUAAUGUUUUUGUGUGUGUGUUAAAGGGGACAACAUUUUAAGCAUUUUUUGAAGUUGGUUCAGUAUUGAGCGAGAGUUCUCCAACCAGCAGCUGCUUAAAGGGCUGCAAUGUAAUCCUUCUCGUUUUGAAAUCUGGCCAGAGGUGAAACUCCAGGUGGAAACUUGAGUUGGAGAGUGGAGUGCCGGGAAGACUUUGUUGUGUUAGAUCACAGAAAGCACGACUUAUUUUACAUCUAAAAGAUAUUCAAUGUAAUUAAUGAACAUUGAGCAGAUUUUUGCGACGUGGAUCAGGCACGACCCUCUUGAGAAAGGAGACAUAUUUAGGCACAAACAGAACAUUCUGCAAAAGGUAAAGAAAAAGGUUUUAUUUCUCUUUAGAGUUAUUUUCAAUAAUGUUAUCAGACACUUGUGACAACAAUCUGAACAUGUCGGUGGCAAAAACAAGCACUUAUAGUGGACGUGGUUACCUGAGCGAUUAUAUUGCAGCCUGUUUCCUCUGCAGCGUUCUUCCUAAAUACUGGACUAUUUUCAAAAGUAGUCAAAAAUAGUCCCCAGCAAAAACAUGAAAAAUUCAGAAGUUACCCUUUAAUGACUCCCCUUUACAAUUCCCUAUACUGCCUGUUGGAGUCCAGUCAUAAUUCAAACAACAGGUUUGUCUUAAAAUUUGUUUUGAUUUCAAAAUGUUUUAAAGAUGUCUUAUUAAAACCCUGUAAGAUCCCCCAGAAUACAUUGGCAGAUCAAACACAAUCGCCAUCGAAUCCAAAAAGCCUUCCCCCUCAGCUAAAAUGUUAUUUGUGUCCUGAUGUUCGUGUAGAAAAAGAUGCUUUUGUUCUCCAAAGAGCUGAGUGUAUGUCGGCCCUCCUGUUGAUUAAAUGCAGCAUAGAAACUUAAGAAGCAGGGACAGGGAUUUAAUGUUAUUUUAAACUCGACGGGGGACGGGGGGGCUUAAUGUAAAUUUAUUUGGGAUGUCAGUUCAUUUCAGAAAUGGGGUUGCAGCUUCUUUAGCGAACUGUAAUUCCAAAAGUGGAAAAUAUUAAAAGGUUCUCUGUCUUAAAAACUAAAAUAACUGAAGACGAAUUGUACACAGAAAGGAAGCAAAAAAGAAAGAUGAAUGGAAGGCUUAAUGUGAAUAGUAGUCUAACAUGAAUUUCAACAGUGGACUUCCUGUUAGGUGACCGUGUUCUUGCGCUUCUUGUACUUCUAUCUUUGAGAGGACCGAUUUGAAUUUUACCCCAAAACAGUUGGAACAGAGAGCUGUUUGAGGUCAAGGUCAGAUUGGGGUCAGGGGUCGGAGAAUGUAUUAUCUCAAGAAAAGAAGAACAAAUGCCAUUUUCCAGCCCGCAGUCUGAACAGCCAGUGUUUUAAGCGUUUAAACAGUCAACAAUACAGAUUUUUAGUAAGCAGUACAGACCACAUGAAAGUUUGUAGUAUAGUAUAUUUGAUACUACUGCUCCAUGCCUCCACCUGCUGUUGUUACACUGCAGCCAUGUUUGCUUGUCUUCGAUGCUGUUUUUUGUUUUUUUUUAUUCCACCACAUUGGGCACAUUCACAUUGAUUUUCAUACGAGGAGAGUGGAGAGCAUCUUUCAUUCUCUCAAGCUCACCUGCCAGUCCUGCAGGGCUCAUUCUGCUUUUCUUUCUUUGCUGUCCAGAGUCCAAACCAGCCUGUUCGAUUCCCUCUGCAGGGCGCAUUCACACUCAGAGCCGUCAGACUCUCUGUGGCCAUGAAAAGGUGUGACCCGGCGGGAGGAAAUCAAGCACCGGCCGAUUUGGUCUCCGACCUCAGAAGUUAUCUCUCCCCCUCACUCUCCCUCUCUCUCUCUCUCUCUCUCUCUCUCUUAUCGCACUUGUAAAUAUCACUGAUUUUUAUUUUCAUCUUCUUACUUUUUAUGACAGAGUUGUUUAUAUCUUAUCUCUCCUCAUCCCGCCGACGAAGCAGUCUUAGCUUGUGCGUUUCUGUAAAUAAGUUUCUUUUAUUUUUCACAAUUCAAAAUGUAAAUACUGCAAAGAGAAAAAAAAGAAAAAAUCAGCCUCAUGUUUGUUGAUCUUUCUCUCUCUGUCUCUUUCCCUCCCUCUCUCUCUCUCUCUCUCUCUCUCUCUCUCUCUCUCUUGUAGUCCAGUGAAAAAUGUAAAGUAGCUGUUAACCACGUUGUUACUCAGCUGUCCUCCCUGUUCGGCCCGCUGAGGGACCGUCUGACUGUUGAAUGAAUAUUUCAAGGGUUCUGUUCCAAAAUGCUUCUCUCUCUGUUCACUCUGGGUAGAAAAAACUAUACUUUCUUAAAACAUUAUGUGACCCCACUAAAAAUCUGAAUCAGCGAGGCAUGUCAUGUUACCGUGACAGCGCUCUCUCCAACCUGCUCGCUUACAUCUACUGUUGAUCCACACAGUAUAAUAAAUGCAAAAUGACUGAAAUGAUGAUGUUUGUUUUUAAUUUACAUUUAUUUUGUAAAGUCAAGAGGAAAUUCAUAGAAAAUCCCUUUUAACCCUGCAGAUCACAUCCCCGCUCUAUUGUCCACCUGUUAUUCAUUAUAUGCCAACAAUUAUUUUUUAGAUAUAUAAUUUAUUUGUAUUGUUUGAUCAAAAUCUACUCAUCUUUUCUUUGUGUUUUCUUAUGUUUCACUGGGACUUUAAUGCAACUGACUCCAAAUCACACUUGACGUGCUGUAGAUUAUACACAAGAGGGAGCUGUUCAGUCAUUAUCAGACAUGCCAGUUAAAGUGAAAUAUAUUCAAGAUACAUUUACGAUUUUCUUAAAUUAAAGUACCUCCUUCCUUCUGUCCUCAGUAACCAGCAGGACACACAACAAUAUGUUCUUAACUUAAAUUUAGCAGAUUUAAAAUUAUAAAUGUAAACCUCAAAAACGCAGCAGCUAUCACGAUUAGAAAGAUAGUAAAAGCCUCAUGCAGCAGACUAAAGGUUUUUUUUUUCAACUUCAGAUUCACAGUCUUCGACCCAAACUAACGUUGAGUCCAUUUUCUCAGAUUUAACGCAGCUUUAUACAACUUUUCACGUUCAGUAGUUCUACCAAAAAACUUUUUUAAUGUGUAAAAUCAUCAGUUUUCGCUUUCUUUUUCUUCCACGGUUUCUUUUACUGCUUUUUGGAACAGAAUUUUGUGUGUGUGACACAAUGCAAUAUGUUAUUACUGUGCAGUAUUGAGGAAAAAAAGGAAAUGUUUUUAGCUACAGGUCACUUGCAUUUUUUUUUUUUUUUUUUUUUUUUUAGAGUCUGACUUGUCUGACUUGAUCUCAAAAAGUGUUUAGUCGGACUAGAAACCACAACAUGAUGUCCUGCUUGUGCUCAAAACUACUGCUAAUGAUCACAAGAUGGCAGAAAUAAACUUUAGUGUGACAGCAGACAGAGCUACCUAACGUGUGUGUUAGUUGCCAGGCAACACUGCAGAAAUGUUGACCCACAGUUUCAAGUGAACCGAAUCUCAGAAAUUGUACCUUUUGUUUGUGUUUUCAAACCCUCUGAAACAUCAGUUGUAACAGAAGGAGAUUACUGAUUCUCUUUAAUAAGUUGAUAUGUCACUUUUAGUUCAUUAUUAUUAUUUUUUUAUUAACUGGUGUCAUCCUGCCCUGUCGGACUGAUGUGUUGGAGGGAUAGACGGAGAAAGAGAGAGAAAGAAACACAAACCUGUCUGUCUCUGUUCUGUGUAUGUUCUGUAUAAUAUGGACUCAUUUACUGUAAUAAAGUGAUGAA